Dacryopinax primogenitus is the source of this 1994-nucleotide messenger RNA. Its product is annotated as P-loop containing nucleoside triphosphate hydrolase protein. Gene Ontology annotation, biological process: transmembrane transport. Lineage: Eukaryota; Fungi; Basidiomycota; Dacrymycetes; Dacrymycetales; Dacrymycetaceae. Bases 161 to 1954 code for a protein of 597 amino acids. Gene Ontology annotation, molecular function: ABC-type oligopeptide transporter activity; ATP hydrolysis activity; ATP binding. The transcript has 10 exons. Gene Ontology annotation, cellular component: membrane. The record is from RefSeq and is a predicted model, not a curated record.
CCCAGUAAAGCGCUCGUUGCUCACCCGCCUCCUCCCCGAGUUCCUCCAACCCUCCCCAUCCUCCGCCUCCAAUCUUCGCAAACUGUUCGCACUCGCUCUCCCAGAGCGAAGGCCGCUCACGUUCGCUGUCGGUCUCUUGUUGGUCAGUAGUAGCGUGACGAUGAGCAUUCCGUUUACUAUUGGGAAACUGAUCGACUUCUUUUCCAAUCCUGCGAAUAGCACUUUCCUAGGUCUCUCCUUCACCUCCGCCUCCCUCCUUCUCUUCAGCCUCUUCGCCAUCGGAGCCUGUGCAAAUACUGGCCGAGUGAUCCUCAUGCGCACUGCCGGGCAGAGGAUCGUCGCUCGCAUCCGCAAUCGGGCGUACGCUUCCGCCUUGCGCCAGGAAGUCGACUUUGUUGAGCGACAGGGAGGAGGAACUGGGGAUAUCGUCAGCCGCCUUAAUGCGGAUACGUAUAUUGUUGGCGAGUCCGUAACGGGAAACCUGAGCGACGGACUUCGCGCGAUCGUCACCGCUUCCGUGGGCUUGGGACUCAUGUUAUACCUCUCCUCCAAGCUCACACUUGUCAUGCUCGCUGUCGUCCCGCCCAUCUCGAUCGGGGCGGUGUUCUAUGGCAGGUAUUUGAAAAAGUUAUCGAACCAGACGCAAGAAGCUCUAGGGGACAUGUCGCGUGUAGCAGAGGAGACACUAUCAGCAAUUCGUACCGUCCAGGCACACAACGCGUACCCGAUGGAAGAGCUCAGCUUCUCGCGCAAAGUUCAGGCAGUAUUCGACCUCGCUCGGCGUGAAGCGCUCGCCUCGGGUCUAUUCUUCGGCGGCACAGGUUUUUCGGGCAAUGUGACCAUCCUCACUCUGCUUGGGUAUGGAGGAAGCCUUGUCGCGCGCGGAGAGAUCAGCGUAGGAGAACUGACGAGUUUGCUGCUGUACACAGCCUAUGUCGGGGGAGCGCUGAGCAACUUAUCUGGCUUCUUCAGCUCUCUAAUGCGUGGCGUCGGCGCAGGCGAGCGCGUCUUUUCUCUCAUUGACCGGGUCCCUGCGGUCCAUCCUCACGUGGGCGAGCCUUUCCACCCCGCGUUGAGGGGUGUGAUACGUUUCGAGGACGUUGGGUUCGUAUACCCUGCAAGACCGGACGUGCCUGUGUUAAAGGGGUUCAAUAUGGAGCUCCGAACGGGAGAGAGCGUGGCCCUUGUCGGGAAAUCUGGCAGUGGAAAGUCUUCGGUUCAGGCCUUGCUCCUGAGGUACUACGACCCCACCUCAGGCCGGAUCACCUUCAACGGCGUCGACAUCCGCACCUACACGCCAGAGUCCUGGCGCGCUACGAUAGGAUACGUACCCCAAGAACCUGUUCUCUUCUCGGGUACGAUCGCGAGCAACAUCGCCUACGGUGAUGAGGAGGCGACGCGAGAGGACAUUGAGGCUGCGGCCAAGCAGGCCAACUGUGAUUUCGUAGAGGCGUUCCCGAAGGGUUUCGAUACCACUGUUGGGAAGAACAGCCUCUCUGGCGGCCAGCGUCAGCGAAUCGCUAUCGCUCGCGCUCUCUUGCGCAAGCCCGCCAUCCUCUGUCUAGACGAAGCGACGGCCGCCCUUGACGCAGUCUCGGAGUACAGAGUGAACGAUGCUAUCCAACGGAUCAUCUCGAGCAAGAAUACGAGCUCGAUCGUCGUUGCCCAUCGGUUGUCGACCAUCACUACUGCUGAGAGGCUGGUGGUGCUAGAGGAUGGAAAGAUCAGUGAGAGCGGGACGUAUAGGGAACUUGCGUCACGCGAGAAUUCACGGUUCCGUGCACUUAUGGCUGCCCAGCUGGAGGUGGCUACGGGGAAGACACUGGAGGAUGAUGAUGCCACGUCCGAUUCUGAGUUGGAGAACGAGACACUUGUGGAUGAGGAAGAGCCUGAAGAGCACAUUAUUGAUGAUGUGCACGGGAGGGAAAAGGCUGCUGCCGCCAGUGCGCAAUGAGUCAGGCAAGGGUGAUCAUUUGAAGCAAGAAAACUGAAGC